Gigantopelta aegis is the source of this 647-nucleotide messenger RNA. RefSeq lists its product as uncharacterized. The transcript is spliced from 5 exons. The annotation marks the transcript as partial. Lineage: Eukaryota; Metazoa; Mollusca; Gastropoda; Neomphalida; Peltospiridae. The record is from RefSeq and is a predicted model, not a curated record.
AUUCUAUUACAGAAACCUCUAGCAGUGCAGUGUACUGGCUGGGAUUGACUAUGGAGUAUAACAGCUAUAUUAAAAUAAAUCAAUGGAGAACGCAAAAUAAUAAGUAUUGGAUUGAAGCGACAUCUUUCUCCAACUGGAAUCCAUCGGACUAUCUGUCGAAUUUUCGUUAUUCCUCUAGAAGUUUGUGCGCCACUUGGGAUUCCGCCACUGGAUUCUGGGCUGUCGAAGAUUGCAGCGAAAGGCAUCUAUUCUUGUGUGAGAAGGAGGCAGAAUGCAUCCAGGGACGAUUUGGACAAAAGUGCUCGAGAACGUGUCAUUGUUACGGUGAACAAUGCAGUGGCAAAGACGGAAUAUGCAAAUAUGGAUGUCAAAAACGGUGGAUGGGAAGCUCGUGUGACAUACAUAAAGUCAGAGCGACAGCCCUAUACUACUGCCUGAAAUCGAGUACACACGGGAAUGAGUUAAUCAUCAGAGCAGACCAACGUGGUAUCGACUACCAACAGGUGUUGGCUGUAGACAAAAACGGUGACCCCGUGACGACCUGCAACAAGAGUACAUUCACCAAGCAGGGCUACAAACUCCAACUGACAAUCAGAAGAAAAACGUCUGAUUCAGAAGACUAUCGGCCGGACUGUGGAGCGCAGCAU